Cucumis melo (muskmelon) is the source of this 1985-nucleotide messenger RNA. RefSeq names its product transcription factor bHLH130. The record is from RefSeq and is a predicted model, not a curated record. Bases 557 to 1666 code for a protein of 369 amino acids. Gene Ontology annotation, biological process: regulation of transcription by RNA polymerase II. The transcript has 7 exons. Gene Ontology annotation, cellular component: nucleus. Lineage: Eukaryota; Viridiplantae; Streptophyta; Magnoliopsida; Cucurbitales; Cucurbitaceae. Gene Ontology annotation, molecular function: DNA-binding transcription factor activity, RNA polymerase II-specific; RNA polymerase II cis-regulatory region sequence-specific DNA binding; protein dimerization activity.
AAUUAAAGAAAAAGAAAAAACAGAGGAAAUCAAUGGCGUCUUCUGUAAAGGCCAAAAGGCCGCUAGUGAGGAAUCCCCGAUUUGCCCUCUCUGGAAUCCGUACAAUCUCUCUCUCUCUCUCUCUCUCUCUCUUUCCAAAACAAGAUUGAUUCACAAAUCCCAUCUUAUUUUCCAUUUCUUUUAUUUUCUUUCCUUUCCUCUUCACCUUUUUCGUUUUUUUCUCCCAUUUUCCUUCUUCUCUGACCCUCUGAUUCUUGAAUUCUUUCCUUCUUUCUUCUAAUCCCUUCUCAUGUACUCUCUCUUUUCACUUCCAUCGCCUCUGAUUAGUUAUUUCUCUUGUGGGUUGGUUUCCAUUAUCCUUCUGCCUUUGUGGGUUUUUAAUCCCUUUUCUUCUUCUGGCUUCUUCUAUAAGAUCUUAUCUCCACUCUGCUUACAAAUUAAGCUGAUCAAAUGACCCAUUUCCUUGGUUCUUCAAAUUGAGAGAGGAUUUUUCUUGAUUUUCCCCAGUGUUCUGAAAAAGGGUGAUUUUGGGGAGUUUUUUUGCUCUGUUUGAUCCAUGGGUACGAAUACCCACCAGAGUUUUCAGCAACCCAAUUCGGCGUUGCUUCGAUUUCGCUCCGCUCCCAGUUCUUUGUUUGCUGAUUUCGCUCAUGGGAUUGAUUCUAAGCGCUUGAAUCCUUUCGAGAGCUCUGAAUCGGAGCGGUUGGUUUCUAGAUUUGGGAGUCGCGGUGGCGGUUGUAAUAGUAAUGAUUCGGAAUCUCCGGUAGCCGGAAACUACUCUUCUGGUCUGCCGCCGCAUUAUCCUCGGCUGAGCUCCGCCGUUAACUGUUCUUCUUCUUCUUCCUCCUCUUCUUCCUCUUCUUGUUCUUCUUCUUCCUCCUCAAUGUGUAGCUCACUUGGUUUUUUGGGUUCCAAUCUUGUUCGUCAGAGUAGCUCUCCUGCUGGGGUUCUCUCUCAAUUCAAUCAAAAUGGCUAUGGUGGGGGAAGUUUCAGUAGGCUGAGUGGUAAUAACAAUGGAGGGGAAGUUGUUAGUCCAUCAUCUAACAGAUUGAACUCUCAAAUUAGCUUCUCGUCUUUACUUCCCUCUUCUUUGGGGAUGUUUCCUCAGAUCUCUGAACAAGUAGUUGGGAAUGAAAAGCUUUCAAAUAGCAAUAAUGGAGAGACUCAGUACUUCACUCCAUCCGGGUUCCCCUUUGCUUCUUGGAACGAAUCGUCUCAAUUCUCGGAAACUUUUCCUGGCGUAAAGCGUGAUCCGGAUAGCAAUAAGAAGUUUUCCAGUAGUCAUCAGAAUGGUGAGAUCGGGAACCGAGUUCAUUUGCUAUCGCACCAUUUGAGCUUGCCCAAGAACGUAUCCGAUGUUGCUUCCAUUGAGAAGUUGUUACAGCUCCAAGACGCUGUUCCUUGCAGAAUUAGAGCAAAACGAGGCUGUGCAACUCAUCCACGUAGCAUUGCAGAAAGGGUGCGACGAACUCGGAUUAGCGAACGUAUGAGGAAGCUACAAGAUCUUGUACCAAAUAUGGACAAGCAAACAAACACGGCAGACAUGUUGGACUUAGCGGUUGACUACAUCAAAGAGCUUCAGAAACAGUUCAAGACGUUAAGCGACAACCGAGCAAAUUGCGUGUGUGUGAAUAUGCAGAAGCCGUUGUCGAAUCAAAUAAUGUGACGAAAAGCUUCUGUACGGAAACAAUAAGAUGAUAGAGAAGAACAAGAUAAGAUCAUAGGAAGAAGGAAGUAGUGUUGUUUUUCUUAUUGUUAUGGUUAUACAUAUAAAUAUGUGUUUUGUCAGGAAUAACUUUUGAAGUUGAAAACAAGAGCAAAGUUUUUAAAAAAGGUUGCAUAGGAAAAGAAAGUAAAAAGAAAAAGAGGGAGAAAUGGAAAUAUGUUUGGAAUAAUCAAUGAAAUAUGUUUGUCGUAAAGUGAAAUGGAUUUUUUUUUAAAAUUUAAUAAAAAAGUAUAAGGUUAAUGGUUAUAGUUAUUUUGAA